UUAUUUUUCAUUCUUCAAAGGCUAAGAAGACACUAUAUAACCUCUGAAGGAUGGGUUCCCCUCUGUUCUCAGUCCUCUAAGUGUUCCGCUUGAGAGCGACUCAAGUAGCAUUUCACCAAAGUCACAAUGCGAUUCUGGAAUGCCGUGAUCCCACUCGCUCUACUCCCCAUUGUCGCAGCUGAUUUCCACCUUACCCUGGUCGCUUGUGCUGAACCUGAGCUCCCCCCCGAUGCAACAGCACUGCUACAUUGGGAGAUUCUCCCGGCGAACCAAGACAGCCACAUUUGCCACACAACCCGUCCGAACACCUACUUCCCCAAGAGGGGCGUCCCAAUCGGGUCAAAAAUAUACUCUUCACCUUGCGGUGGUAACAUUACAAUUUCCGAUCGGCUUGACGAGUGGUUCAGCGAUGAUGGAAAGAACGGAACGUGCUGGCCUGUUAUGUAUGAUGGUGGCAUUGGGCAGAUGACGUCGUGCCCUAUAGAAAAAUCCCAUUGGUGCAUGGUCUUUGAUGUGCGCUUUUGCUCGUCCGAUUACUGGUGUAAAGGACGUAACGGAGGCGGCUAGGAGUCACCAAAGAAGAAAUUCCUGAGAUUUGUUUGUCUUCUGCUUGAAAUGAUCAGUUUAAUCUUCAGUAGUAAUUCAGGGGUUGCAUUCGCGCGCCGGAAAUGGAGAAUGGCCCUCAUGAGUCUAGUC
Cantharellus anzutake is the source of this 696-nucleotide messenger RNA. RefSeq lists its product as uncharacterized. The coding region runs from base 127 to 567 and encodes 146 amino acids. The transcript is spliced from 3 exons. NCBI's taxonomy places the organism in Eukaryota, Fungi, Basidiomycota, Agaricomycetes, Cantharellales, Hydnaceae. The record is from RefSeq and is a predicted model, not a curated record.